Messenger RNA from Pocillopora meandrina, 10595 nucleotides. NCBI's taxonomy places the organism in Eukaryota, Metazoa, Cnidaria, Anthozoa, Scleractinia, Pocilloporidae. The record is from the annotation of a GenBank genome assembly.
GCAGGAACCAUGACAGUUGGCUUCAGGAAAACGAACAACAGUGACUCAGCUGUUCUUGGCAAACUGAGUGGCCUCAAUAUAUGGAGCUACCCUGUCUCAAUAAAAGAGAUUCUGCGCAUGUCAUAUGGCUGUGGAACUGAAGCAGGAGACUCCAAAUCUUGGGAAACAGUCAGGGAUGAGAUAACUGAAGAAGUUGAGGUUAAAGACUCCAGAACUUGCAAGGAAAGAAAAGGCAAGUGUUCUGUAAUGAGCAGAAAUUAUCUGUAAAGCUUAAUUCUACUUUGUAAUUAAUAGGAUGCUGUUAAGACUGUUAAAUAAGUAAGGUAUGUCUUUUCGCUAUGAAAAUGGUAUGCUUUCUAACUUUUUUGUUUUCUCGUAGAAGAAGAAGAAAGAUUCUAAGAAAAUUAAAGACAGAGGUUUUAAAAGAAGACGCGUGUUGAGUCACAUAACAAACUUUUAUUUCGAUAACGCUGACAGUACGCCCCAAGCUUCCUUUUUCUUUAUUUGGGUGCCCAUAUAGUAUCAACAAGCCGUUUUGUUCGUUUCCGUCAUUGUUUGUUCGAAUAUCGUUGGCUACUUCAGUCAUAGGAUCUUUACAAACUAAUGAAUGUUUAUUACUUGGAGUAUAUCGUGCAUAAAUGUAAAAAUACGGCGGGACAAUUUUGAAAAAUUAAAAAAAUGUGGCUUCCUCUACUACGCGACUUUCGUUUAGAGCUUUUCGUUAUUUUCGCAAUCGUUCGGCAAGAUCUGAGCUCUUGGUCUGUGAACAAAUUUAUGGUUACUAAUGAAUGAAUACCAUAAAGUUCUUUUUGCUAAAAGAACUGAACUCAAUAUGUUCUCAGUCGGCAGACUUGUGGCAGAUGGCAUUACGGCCCACGUCAAUCAAAGCGCUCUUUUUGUGAGUCCCCUUUACGAUGCAUCGCAUGAUGGCAAGAGUCGAUGUCUACGGUUUCGUUACAUGCUGCAAGGACCUGGGGAGAAAGCACUGACAGUUUACUGGAAGGCAAAAACUUCUCGUGAAAUACCUAUUUGGAUCUCAAAAGGCAACACCCGGGGGAACUGGGUUUAUGGUCAGGUUCAGCUCAGCUCCAUUUCAGACUUUCAGGUAUGGAAUUGUGCUUCUUCACCUUUUCUUAGAUUUGCUCAAGAGAAGUAGACCUACUUUUUUGUCCCUUUCGUCUAUUGGACAAAACCAUCAGCUUUUCGAUGGUGGUGCAAUAAGUUACAUCAAAACAAGCUGUCCAUAAAACUGUGCAGACAUAUCGUUUACAUCUGGUGGAAAUUUUUUCUGAUUUGCCACGCGAACCUUAAUCUAUCAUGCUUAUCCCAUCCCAGCACCACCAACAUCGCGAGCGCACUAAUAAAGCCCUCAGGCACUAGGAACUGCGAUGAGAUUAGUAAUUAAUUGCAGAAAUUGUUUCAUUACCGUGAAAGGUGCUUAUAAAAGCGGAAAUGGAGAGGAGAGAAGACUUGAUAGCGUUGACAGGGCUGUACAUCGACGAGGAAAUAAAUUGCAGAGUGACGCCACUGUCGGCGAAAGAAGGUGGAGUAUAGCAAUGUGAUGAGAUAGAAAGGGGGAGAAUUUUUCCAUGAAAUUACGUAAGGGCGCCAUCGCCACUAAACUUUGAAACAAUUGUGUUCUCGAAGCUAUUGAAAUUGUUAUCGCGCAACUCUGGGUCUAUGCUGCUGCUGUUAUUUGCGCUCAUGAGGCACUGCACAAGUACUUCGUGUCUAAUGAUAGUGACACCGGUCAGGUUGUUAAAGCAGACACUUCUUAACAUUCUCGCCUUCAUCUGUUGUUUCUCUUUCAGCUUGCAACGAGAACUUAACCAACGAAAUAGGAUAUUUCUUCUCUCCUUCAUAUCCUGGAAAUCUUCCAGAUAAUACUUUUUGCAAAUGGCACAUCACCGUCCAGGAAAACCACAUCAUUCGUUUGGAAUUCCGAGAGUUUUUACUCACGAACCACCCCACAUGCGAGAGGUGUUUCCUUCAAAUCUUUGAUGGACGUGAUUUAUCUGCGACCGCAAUAGGAAAAUUUUGCGGCUAUAUGCAUCCUCCAGUUGUCAUUUCCUCAUCAAACCAUUUCACGAUUGUUCUCCGCUGUGUUGAGGGUUUCCGAAUGACAAGAUUCAAGGCCUUUUAUCAUUCUAUUAGAAGUAUGUUAUAUCUCAAUGACUUUAAAUUUUAAAAAUAUAUCGACCUUUUUUAUAUGUAUAAAUCUUGGCGAAAUUGAAUUCUGGAAUUAAAAGAUAAAAAUGCAAUGGAUGACCAAAUCAAUGCAAGUUGCGGUUGAAGUAGGUUUAAUUGGUCUACAGGUCACUGGGUCACUUUCCUAAACAUUUGGUGGAGAUGUUUUUCGGUGAAAUAUGAAACUUUGUCUUUUAGCUCGCGGCAGAGAGUUUGAUGCGGUGUAGUAUUCAAUCAUUACUCCAAACAAAGGUAAAAUGCCAACUGAAAUGCGUAGUGGAGUACCUUUAACGAUAUUUGAUUUUUCUCCCACUUCUCUGCAUCAGAAUUAAUAGUACUAAAUUGAGAGAAUCGUAUGGCAAAAUCUGUACCGGUUGUGAGAGAUAUCACAAUUUCCGAGUUUGAGAUUCCACCUUGGGAAAAAAAAAAGUUUUUAACCGCAAUAGGAAGGGUAAUAUCAGUGACUGUGACAAAGCCAUUAGGGCUUGUCGUAACUAAUGCCUUAACUGCAAAUUGGUGGCUACAUCUACGUUUUCCAUUUUUCAGCUCAAGAUUGGGAAGGAUCGUCUUGCUUACUUCAUCAAGGUAAAUGAAUGUUCAUCGAUAAACUGACUUCUUGAAAUAAUUUUUUUCCAGUUUUUAUCCAAAUGACGAAUGGAUUGAAGGAUGAUGUUAGAUAUUAACUGAAUGUCGAAAAUCGUUUUUAGAGUGCCCAUCAAGCUGCGAGUGUAAGGAGUUUGGUGAAGUAGACGACAAGAGGAUUCUGGUUAUUGGAGAAAAGUUGCUGGUUGUACCGAGUAAUCUUCCUUCAAAUACUGGAGCAGUGUAUGUUUAACCGUUUUCCCGGUUACCAUCAUUAUCACUACUCAUUAUACUUACAAUCACCCAGUCCUUCUGCUUACAUACACGGAACAAAUUAAAGAGAUUUGGCAUGAUGUCUAGGGUAAUCGUCAAACGGCAAACAACAAUAUUGAACUCGAUAGCGCCUUCUUCCGGCCUUUGGCUUUUUGAAGUGGAAAUAAUUUGACGUGAAAAAAUAAAUCUAUGUUCACAAAAGGUUAUUAAACAAAAAACCGAUCCUAAUGCUUUGUUCAUUUUAGGGUUAAAGGAAAUGUAUGCAGUAAACGUCACGCGUAAACUCUCUAUAUUGUUUACGUGCACACAUUAAGCUGUUUAAGGUUUCCUUGAUUAUUUAUAUAAGUUCAUAUUCAGGCGAUUCCGUAUGAAGGCCAUAUUUUUACAAGAUAAUGUGUCUCUAUUACAAUCAUAUUUACCAGGGUUUUUCGUCAAAAUUGGAUCUCGCAACUUCGCGAGAAGGAGUUUUCAGACCUUAUAACACUCGAGUAUAUGUGAGUUGAACGCCAUAUUCUCUGUUUUUAUAAAUGGUAGUGCUAGGUUUUCGUUGAAAUGCGAAAACCUUUAAGAUGUCAAAUAGAUGUGUGUAUGUUAAACCAACCCUCUGAUUCUUCACGCUAUCUUAAGGUUCGCUGAGACAAAAAUGAUAUAUUUCAUAGUGUACCAUAUGUCUACGAAUUUUAUUCUGCAGUAUGCAGAGCUACAUUCAAUACCUUAAAAUAUCUUCGAAAACAAGUUGAAUAAUUCUAUUUGAAAAACCAUACAUUUUAGAGAUAUCAAAUUAAUAGUUUACAUGUUCUCUUUGAAACAGUGACCUUAGCUUCAAUAAGCUGCUCCGUCUGGAUGAAGAAUGUUUUCAAAACGUAUCUUCUGUUACUACGCUGUGAGUAUUGGAUGGCGAUUGUAGUUUAAUAUGAAUUAGUGAAUUCCAGAGAAUCCUUAACAGUAAAUUUGUUAGCGAACUUGUCAUCUUUCUCAUCUCGAAUGUCCCCAUGGCCGAUAGGGACAUUCCUCCUCAUUGCUAUAUUCGAACCAUUAUUAUCCUGAAGGCAUCAUGGGAGAAAUGGAUAGCCAGGGUAACGUAGUAUGCGUUGAUGAGAGGGUUGACGAUGACUCCUCUAGAUAAGACAACUUUUGAGGACGUAAGAGAAGCAUAGAUCAGUGCUCCAGAGGAGAUCUUCUCAAUGCAUCCGUCUCGCAUUAUCACUUAGAUUUGUUGAAAGGAACUGUUAGAAUCUUACUGAGAGGCUUUCUUGUGUUCUUUGCAGGAGACUGAAUUCUAACUUUCUUCGAAUUCUUCCUAUUGGAGCAUUCAGCGAGCUCCCUAAUUUAAAAGUCCUGUGAGUAUAUCCAAAUAUAAUCCCAUUCUUUCACAUUGCAUAACAUCAUGAAACGACGAUCGACAAGAUCUCGAUUGAGUGGGCUCAAGAAACUGUCUAUUUUAUUUCAGUGACUUAGGAAGUAACCUUCUUAGCAGUAUCAGAAGUGGAGUGUUUGAUGCACAGUCAAAUUUGAAUGUUUUGUAAGUACUUAUUUUCAAUAAAAUUUGAAAGCUGACAAAGAUUGAGAAACUUGUAAAGCAUUAUUUUGGCUUUGUUUUUAGAGGUUUACGUGCAAACCAACUAACGGAUUUGCAGUAUGGCGUUUUUGACAACAAAAGCAAGAUGACUCAUUUGUAAGUAAAAGGUUUUCUUUUGUUCUAAGCCAAUCGCCAAAGUCAUACCAUUGCUAUUCAAAACAAACGGAAGGGUCAUGAUAAGGAGUUUAGUUACACGGUGAACUGGAAGUCAUAUGUCUAACUUAAUACUUUAUUAACCAUAUUCGAAACGUAACAAUGGACUUCUAAUUUUUGUAAGGUACCUUCAGGAAAACAAGCUGACAGCAUUGCCAAAUGGCUUGUUCAAAGAUCUCUCCAAGUUGGAAGUCUUGUGAGUGCUGAAAAGGAAAUUAAUGUCUUCUCAAAUUACUCAAUCUGCUGUGAAGGGAAAAUUUGCUAACUUCUUGUUUAAACCAUGAUAGUUUCCUUAAUGGAAUUUUGAUUGUGCUUAUUGUUUAAAGUAGGCUGAAAGUGACAUUGACAUACACGUGAAGAGGGUUUUCGCUGAAACAAAUUUGCCUAUAAAUCGUGUUGAGAUCUUGUUUAAUGUCUCUCAUUCGACAGAAAUCUAAGCAGCAAUGAGAUGAAAACAGUGACAAAGGAAACGCUUCAAGGGCUCAGUGCACUGAAAUAUUUGUAAGUAGUUUGAAUUCUCAGCCUUGAGGGGGUCUCCCUGUGGUGAUUUAUCUCCACUGAAGUACGGUGUAGGUGUAAUGUCCGUAGAAUAAAUGAGGUAAGUGGUAAAAGAGAAGUAAAUUACAAUGCUCGAUCAGUCUGAGAUUGAACCAAAGGACGUAUUAACUACCAAACGCUUUUAUUUGAGUUCACCCUUCGUUUUCCAAAUAGCUUAAGACCAUUCUUUGUGCAGUGAUUAAAUAUUACUCUUCUCCAUUUCAUCAAGCCUGUGUGCAGAUAUUUAACACCAAAUAAAAACUUUUAAACAGAUCAAUCAAGUGUUCUUCUUGCUUGAUAAAAACAGGUACUUGGACAACAAUAGAUUAGCUAAAGUACCUACAGAUGCAUUCAACGAGCUGACUAGCCUCAAGUAUCUGUGAGUAAUUUACAAUUGAUAUAGUAAUAGCUACGUUUUUUUGUCUAUCUAAAAUGGAUACUUCAUAAUGAUAGAAAUUGUCAGUCGACACUAUAUAUGGGUAUUUAUAUUAUCCAACGUAUCAUUUCUUAUUUGAUUGAUGACAUUGUAGCUCAGAUGUAAAGUGUUUUCGUCUUGAAAAAUCCCAACAGGAAACUAGAUCGUUUCAUCCUUUGUUGCUACGCUAAGAAAUCCGUGGAAGGAAUUACUUGUGAUUCUCCUACUGAUGAGUUCUCCAGCUGUGACGACCUCAUGAAGAACAAAACGCUUCAGAUCUGCAUUUGGAUUCUUGGAAUCCUCGCCUUCCUCGGCAAUCUUCUUGUCAUAAUAUGGCGAAUAGUUGAUAAAGAAGAGAACAGGGUUCAUUCAUUCUUGCUAACAAAUCUUGCCGUAGCCGACAUGUUUAUGGGUGUCUAUCUUUUGACAAUAUCAAUUGUGGACGCGAGAUGGCGGGGUGAAUAUUUUAAGCAUGACACAAAAUGGAGGGCUGGUAUAGGCUGUCAAAUUAUUGGAGUCCUAUCCAUGCUCUCAAGCGAGGUAUCUGUGCUGAUUUUAACAGUCAUCACCAUCGACCGAUUUCUUUGCAUCAUCUUCCCUUUCAAGUUCAAGCGUCUUACAUACAAGUCUGCCGUGUUCACCUGCGCAGCCAUGUGGAUACUUGGCGUAGUCAUCUCCGUGAUACCAAUCACCGGAAUAGACUAUUUUUACGAUAAAAGUGGUGAUUUCGGUUUUUACAGUCGCUCAGCUGUUUGCCUUCCUCUUCAGCUAUCUGAAGGAACCCCUGCCGGCUGGGAAUAUUCCGCUUCUUUUUUCAUCGGUUUAAACUUCGUUUCGUUCGCGUUUAUCUUGGUGGCGUAUAUCUUAAUGUUUUGGACCGUCAAGCGCGCUGCCCGCGCUGUUCGAUCAACGGGUAUGAACAAAGAAUCUGCCAUGGCCAAGAAACUUAUUUGUAUUGUGAUGACCGACUUCUGCUGUUGGAUGCCUAUAAUAAUUAUCAGCAUUUUGUCACUGACGGGAAAUUUCUACGAUCCGGACAAAAUUGCCUUCGUGUGGAUCGCAGUGUUUGUUCUUCCGCUCAACUCUUCCCUCAAUCCAAUCCUUUAUACAUUUUCUACCGAGAGAACGAAACGAAGCUUAACCAGAAAGGGGAAAAAUGUUACCGGCAUGGUUAUGAAGUCUUUGAACAGUCGCGCUCGAGGUGGGUGGAAAAAUGGCAAGAUUCACAUUUUUAUAUUGAACUGUUAUCACAUUUUCCAUGGACUUAAUAGGCGGUGAUUUCUUUGAAAAAUGCACUUUUGUUUUUAUAUCUUAAUGCAUUCAAAAUCUAUAACUUUCAGUCACUUUGAAAGAUAUUACAAGUUUCAUAUUUAAAAAGACCUCCCGGAGAGCUGAGAGCCCAUUAUGAAGUCUUCAUGGUUCCUUCUGAACCUUUUUUCCAAGUUGGCUACGAACUCCGUUACCGUGUUAUCUUUUCCUGUCUAUUUCUAGAUCAAUCUAAGGACUACCUGGGAACGUAUGCUGAAAACACUUUAGUCUCUAUUGCUGAAUCCAGUCCUCGACCGGUUAAAAGAAUUGUGGAAAAACAGGAACAGCAAAGUAAAAAAGCGAAGGCUAAGUUAAAGCUGAUCGAAGUAGUGGAUGUCUUUAAAGAAGACACUACAGGAAAGCGUUCAACGGUAAGAACCUUUCAAAGAUAUAUCACUGAACUUUUCGAUAGAUACCUACUGAAGUAAGUUAAAGGUAGGUUUCUAACGUACAUGUAGCCUUGACAUUAUAAACAAACCAUGAAUACAUCGACCGAUAUUUUCAUAAGUGCUCCUAUGAACGGUCCUAUUAUGCAAACGCAAAACGAUAUUGCAAACGAGGAAAUUGUGUCCUCUUGCUGUCUCCUUGCGAUGUAGGGUUAUGUCACAGCUUGGUGCGAGGAAGAAGGAGUACUUGGUAUGGUACUACUGAAGUACUUCGGAAAGGAAAUGAAGGAAGACUGGACUCGAGAGAUAGAUAUAGUUCAAGGUCUGUCUAUUAAUGAAAACCCGCAAGACAACCUUCUUCAUUAUCGCUGGCACUCUAAAGGUAAGUGAGCAUUUUUAUUAAGAAUGCAUCCGACAUUUCUGCACAUGUAUAUGAAAAAUAUACACAUUUCGCGGAUUUAGCUAAAGAAGGCGAAAAACCAAAAUCCACAGCAAAACAAAAGGAGAAGCUCUGAAAAGCGAUAGUUUCUCGCUUAAAACAAGAGUGCCAUUCAUGAACGGAGUAAACUUAGUUGACGAGGUUUUGAAUUGAAAUAAUCGAAAUGGAUCUGAUGAUCUUCAGUACAGUGGUUAAGUCACGUGUCUUAAUAGGCAGAUACAAUUGGACGGCGUGCUGAUACAUUAUAAGUAGCGAGGGCUGGAAGGAAAGGUGUAGGGGAGAGUCAGGUGCCAAUAAUGACAUGGCUUUUGUUAGUCUUCAAUCUUUCCGCGUACUACAAGCUUUUCCUGGGAAAAGCUGAUCACACGUGAUUAAUUCUAGGCUGAUUAUUAAGUUUUAAAUGGCAGGUUGACAUAUGUAAGGCUUAUGAUACUUUAUACUAUAUCGUAAGAGAGGCAAGGGAUUAACAGAGUAGAAGUAAAUACCUAGGUUUGCUUCAGAUAACGGUGGGCUGCUAAAUUUCUGAGUAGCCUUUUCAUUAUAGUGCUGUUGUUGAUUUUCAGCGUCUGAACAGAGUAUUGAACAAGGCAAGAAGAAGAUUCAUGGGAUACAAGGAAGUAGUUGGUAAGUUAUCAUUGGCCUAACUCUGUAACGGUCAUUUAAACUAUAGUUGUCUCGUUAAACUGAAGUAAGAGCAUGGAUAUGACCGAUCGAAACUUUGAAUUAUUUUAACUUAAUUUAAUUUUCAUUUUGUAAUUCAGAGUCCAUUGUUUUAUCUAUGACAUUUCAUUACCGUACCUGCCCUUAUUAAAAUUGUGAGUGUUGAUUUAUUCCAAAAUUUUUAUUUUACGCUCUCCUCUUAAUUAACUCUUCAUUUCCUUCUGAAUUUUGUUAAGGCUCAUUUGUUACGAUUUUGAGUCGAGCUCCACUUUGGAAGAUUUUCUUUCGGAGAAAGGAAUUGUUAUCAACUUCGACGCGGUAUGCGCUGUAGUUUGUGACGUCAUCACCGCUAUAGAACAUCUUUUGGAUCAUGGAAUAUCUCAUAACAACAUCACAACUGGCAACAUUUUGAUCAGGCAUUGUCCAAGAGUAAGUAGAUUACUGAUGUUUAAGAGUCUGAAAACUUUCGCAGUCCAUUGAUAGCCGUCAAAUUAUCUUAGUCUUGCCUGAAGUCUCUUACGAUAGAUGUGUUGUGGUGCCAAUUCCAGUCUAAUGAGCAAUAACAGAAGAAAUGUCGAAGAAAGUAAAAAUCGUUUGUCUUAAUGCGCGAGACCAUUUGCAACGGGUUUCACCUGAGGAAGUUUUAAAUCGUUUCUGUACACCUCAUCCACGCAUGUCGGGCCUCACUUGAUAUUUAUCUAAAAUUAGUGUUCUUGGACUAGCUAGCUAGUGUAACGAAAUAACAAUUUCACCCAAGAGCGUGACCAAGUUGGCUUUUAGGCGGGCAAAUAAAAGAUUGACGAUAAUCCCGCCAUCAUGAAUGAGGUCUACGAAGCGAAUUUGACAAGAUCGACACGUUUUACAGGUACCUCCGAUCAAAGCCGUUCUGGGUGGAUUUUCUCAAGCGUCUAAAGCAGAUGACGCAGUUGCGUUCACAAACUCGGCGGCCGACGAACAGAGUUGCCAUAGCCACGACAUAAAGCAGUUCGGACAUUUACUAGCAACCUUACUAGGACACUGCCAUGGCUCCAGUGAAUACGUUAAGGUAAUUAUUAUGAAGUCAGUGUCAAUAGGUACUUAUGACGACCUAGAAAAAGCUUGGUUGAUUUGCAAUUACUGAUCCCUGGUUAAAGAAAAAUUGUCAAGAUUAAGAACCGCAUGUAGAUUGUUUACCAUCUUUUAAUUGGUUGCCUUAGCUUUAGUGGACACAAAAGAGAGCUGACAUCUAUUUUUCAUAUAUUCAGUAAUAGUUAAGUAACUACGGUGCAGCAAGAUUACGAAACAAAAUGACCCUGACAAGUGUUCAAGACCACACCGGUGUAUUUCGUCGAAUUAUCUUGCCAGGGCGUUGUUAUCGUAAGUUUCGCCAUCGGUCUCAUGGUAAAAUUGUAACUCUUCUCUUGAUCUCUAAAAAAUUGUCACUGCUUUAUAUAAAGCUGUAAGUAAGGAUACAGUUAUCUUAUGCAAUGCACAAAAAGCUGCCUGAUUAAAAACAUAACUUCCUUUCUUUUGUUUUGUUCAUGUUCUGUAGUUGCAUGAGAUUAUGAAACUGUGUUUCGAGGAUACAGAGGAGAAGAGGCCUACAGCGCGUUACAUCCGCGAAGUAUUGGAAGAAACCUGGUGCGCUGAGGGGGUUUGGGAUACAUACCUAUGAGGAAACUAAAAAAAAAAUCGAAAUUAGCUUUCCAAUCGCAUUUGGUACCGAGUUUGAAAUGGUUGUAUUAGUAACACCAUCGAUUUCUCUGAGUAUUCGGUCAGUUUUUUUUCUCAUUUUUAACUUGCCUUUACUGAAACAAGAAACGCUUUUCGGCGAUUUGCCUAACAUCGAAAAAAUUUGUUGUAUUGUUGCUUUCUAUUAUGUGCAGGGUGCUGCGUGGGUUAUUAUGAUGGCAAACGGAUAGAAAGUCAGCAGUUCAUUUCAAAAUAAUUUAUACAAUAGCUGCUCAGUGUAUGUGAAGUUCGUAAGUAUUAAUUUAGGGGCGAAACACCCGAGGCUUCCGAGGAGGAUUGUCGGUCCCCGUUCUGUUUCAGCUUCAUUAGUUUCGAUUAAUUAAUUAGUUGACGAAAAUAGACUAU